CCCGACUGCUUUACGAGCAGAUCAUUACCAGACAUGGCGCACCCAGAACACUAUUGUCCGAUAGAGGAGCUAACUUCUUAUCUACUCUAGUAAAGGAAGUAUGCCGAUUAGUUAAUACUGAGAAAGUUAACACCACGGCUUAUCACCCGCAGACGGACGGAUUGGUUGAACGCUUCAACGGAACCCUGGCUCAAAGCCUAUCCAUGUAUGUUAACGAUCAACAAUCUGACUGGGAUCUACACCUGCAAACCGUCUUAUUUGCAUACCGCGUAUCGCCAUCAGAAGUUACCGGAGAAUCUCCCUUCUAUCUAUUAUACGGACGAGAGCCACGCCUACCAAUGGAUGUCAGUUUACUUCCGCCAACUAAUAUAUCGGCAUCUGUCGCUGAACACAGGGAAAGAAUUGUAAAGAGUAUCGAGCGUGUUCAUGAAAUCGCCAGAGAGAAUAUACAACGCGCGCAACAAAAGAUGAAAACAUACUAUGACGGGCACACAGGAAACCCGCAAUUCCGGGUCGGAGACAAGGUUUGGGUCUACACACCUCAUGUCAAGAAAGGACUGACCAAGAAGUUGGCACACAACUGGCACGGGCCGUACCGUUUGGUAAAACAACUAUCUCCGGUACAUUUUGUACUUCGUACUCCCGACAAUAGCCGUAUGUCUACUAGCGUGCACGUAAAUCGCAUGAAACGCUAUGUCGAUCCUGAGGCCCGACCAAUUGGAAUACCUCCACUCGAUGUACUCCACGAGCCUUACCUAAAGGAACAUGAGAUGCCUGAUGACAGUUUUGAACAUGUUCAGGAUCAAGAUCAGGAAAAAGAAACACCUGAAUCUUCUGACAACGCACCUCACGAAAAAGACGAAGAGGCAGAAGACACUGACGAGGAUAAGAUUGUAGACAACGAAACUAUUUUCCGCGCAGAAAAGAUUGUCGACAAGCGCAAACGAAAAGGCGUGACGCAGUAUCUUAUCAAGUGGAAAGAUUGCCCUGCGAGUGAAAACACCUGGGAACCGGAGGAGAAUAUCUUCGAUUAUUCCCUGAUUGCCGAAUAUGAAGAGCGCAAGAAAGACGAGCAAGGCAACGAUACUGCUGUCGCGGUAAUAUGUUGCUUCGCAGAGAUGUACUUCCACUCCAUAGUAUCUAAAGGUGCUCCUCGUCUAAGGAACAUUAUGGCGACCAUGAUCUAGGCUAAAACAAAUAGACUUUAAUCAUAGUUUCGAGAUAUUUUAGAAUUAUUAUUCCU
Molecule: messenger RNA, 1243 nt
Organism: Exaiptasia diaphana
Lineage: Eukaryota; Metazoa; Cnidaria; Anthozoa; Actiniaria; Aiptasiidae
Exons: 1
Coding region: 204-1187 (327 amino acids)
Biological process (GO): negative regulation of transcription by RNA polymerase II; chromatin organization
Cellular component (GO): pericentric heterochromatin
Molecular function (GO): chromatin binding; nucleic acid binding
Source: RefSeq, a predicted model, not a curated record